AUGUUGCUUUUGAUGGCGCGGCGACUGUUGCUUCCUGUUUCUUAUGCAAGGGCCACGUGUGUUGGGUGCUUUUAUGGGGCAAGCAAUGGGCUCGCGCGUCGCCGCGGCCACAAAAUGUCGAGGGUUCGCGGGUUUUACGCUGCCUGUGGCCUGUUUUUUGCCCGCGUGAGCCAGCAUCGAUCAAAAAAGGAGGCUGAGCAAUCGCGCUAUAGUCCUGCCAGCCGAUCUGGGCAGUUUGCACAGGCCAACGGCUGCGUAGGCAAAAGCACACAGCCACUUGAUGAGGCGUCUCUGGCUGCGUAUGCGACCACUGUCGUCGCGCGGCACGCCGCAGCUCAGUGGCCGAUGUGCGUGCGGCGGCGUGACGAUCGACGUGAAAUCAGUAACGCCGUCGCACGCGCCCGCGUACUGCCAUUGCAACACGUGUCGCGCGAUGCACGGCGCGGCGUUCGCGCUCGAAGCCGGCUUCCGAACGGCAGACGUCGUCGUGACCGGUGCGACGGCGUCGUACCGCUCGUCGCGGCACUACGAGCGCAGAAGAUGUGCGACGUGCGGCGCGCCGGUUGGCGGCGUGCACCACAAGCUCGGCGCCGUGUUCGUGCCGACCGCGCUCUUCGCGGCGCCGGGCGCGCCGCCGCCAGAGCCUCUCGCGCCGACGAUGCACUUGUUUUAUGGGCGGCGCAUCGUCGGCGACGCCUUCGACGGCGACGGGCUGCCGAAAUACGAGGGCUUUCCGCCGAGUGAUUGAGCCUUCUUCUCGACGGCUGUUUGUUGUAAGUGGU
This is a messenger RNA of Pelagomonas calceolata, 782 nucleotides long. The record is from the annotation of a GenBank genome assembly. Lineage: Eukaryota; Pelagophyceae; Pelagomonadales; Pelagomonadaceae.